Messenger RNA from Rhea pennata, 531 nucleotides. RefSeq names its product chromosome 23 C1orf232 homolog (gene C23H1orf232). The record is from RefSeq and is a predicted model, not a curated record. NCBI's taxonomy places the organism in Eukaryota, Metazoa, Chordata, Aves, Rheiformes, Rheidae. The coding region runs from base 1 to 531 and encodes 176 amino acids. The transcript has 4 exons.
AUGACUCAGGCCUUCUGGAGGCUCUACAAGUCCAAAGUGCUGCAGACGCUGGGUGGCGAGCAGGCGGACGAGGAGGCGGAGCCCCCCGAGCUGAUGGAGACGGCAGAGCCGCCGGUGCUGGCGGAGGAGGCAGCCAGCCCCGUGGCCCAGCUGGCGCGCAAGGUCCAGGGCGUGGGAGCCAAGGGCUGGCGCACGCUCUCGUCCCUCUUCGGCCGCGAGGACGAACACCAGCUGCUCGGCCCGGAGCCCUGCACCGACCACCCGCUGGCCACUUCGCCGGCCGAGCUGCCCCCCGCCAAGGCGCCCGGCUUCUGGGACCUCUUCGCUAGCAAGUGGCAUCAGGCUUCGGCGUCGGACGAGCCGGAGCCGGGCGAGAGCCCCGGGGAGCCCGGCGACCCCGCCGGCGACGGCGGCUCCUGCGCCAGCCUGGGCAGCGACCUGCGCCAGCCGGAGGAAGGCGCCUUCAGGUGGGGUUUCCUGGCUGGAAAGCUUGCCGAGAUCCGGAAUAAAAAUGCUCCCAAGGGCAAUUAA